AUGGACAGGCUGUUUGAAAGCCUGCUCGAGGUUGAGGACACGAAGCUUCUCUGGGAGCAGCUGACCCAUGCCCUGGUCUGUAGACACUGUGGCAGCAACUGCCUCCAGAGUCCAGGAAACCUGGGUCUAUCAUUUCUGUAUCAGAUGGCUUUUCUUGAUCACUUGUGGAAACAAAAGUCAGAAGAGGAAGAUGAGGAAGAAGAGGAAGAGGAAAAAGAGGAAUCUGUGUAUCUACUGAAGCCAGGCUGUCUACCCAAAGAAAAUCCUGUUGGACAACAGGCCACCAUAGUCCCAUCCCAGUCAUUCUGUGGUUCUGAAGGCCUCCACAAGGGCACAAGGACACCAAAACAAGUACUAAUGCAGACCCCAAGUAGAUCCUUCCCCACCUUUCAGACCCUUAUCAACCUACCUGUAAGGUAUAAGACAACACCUGGGAGCCAUCUACUGCAGAGAAAAAGCCAGCUCUACUGGGGUCUCCCCUCACUACACAGUGAAUCCUUGGAGGCCAUCUUUCUAAGCUCAGAAGGCUCCUCUCCCAGGAAGUUGUCUGUUAGUCCUUCUGUUUUAUUCAACAAACUUAUCACCAUGUCUAGUUCCAACUUGCUUUCACAGUACUGCUCCCUAACCCAGCUUCCAAACCUCAAAGAUGUAGAAGGGACAGCCCCUGAUCCUCAGCAACUCUCCUCACCAUCUUUCCCUCCUGUCCCAUUACUUCCUCUUCAUCUUAAACUCUAUCCCACGGACCACAAAGAAGUCCUAUGUGUCACUGAGCAGAGAAGGGUUCCAAGGGUCUCUGAGGAUCAAGUCUUGCACUCACAGCUUAACCUUCAAACAACCACACCCUCCAAGCUCCCCUAUUCAUCUGAGGUCUCCUGGGAGGUUACACGUGAUCCAAGUCUCCAACAUAUUCCAGAUCUACUCUCUGCCUCUCUGUUCUAUCCCUCUAGUCAUCUGGAAACCCUGACCAGGCUUCAGUCCCCAAGGAAAACAAAGGAACAAAGUGAGAAUCCCAAAGUCUCCAAUCCACCAAGAUUAGCUCCCAGCUCAUUUACAAAUUCAUGGCCAGAAUUCCAGGGAACUACUUCUAUAAAAGGUCUAUUUGGAUCUCAUGUUCUCUGGGAAACCAAAAGGCAAAAUGACAAUCAUCAGAUGGUUGGGCCUCCAAUCCUGGCCUCUUGCCAACCUAUAGCCCCCAUUUUGGAACCUCAAGAAACUAGUCACCUGGGAAUUCCUCCUCCUACAGAUGAGACUAGGUGGACAAGCAUAGGACAUACAGAAAAUCCUCAAACCCCAGAGUCCCCACUGCUAGCCCAAUGUUAUCAUCUGGAUUUUCUGUCAGAACUCAACAACAUCAGCCCCGAAGGCAGACUUUUUGCACCUAUAGAAUCCUGGGGGCACAGAGAGAACCCUCAGUCUUCUGAGUCUCCAUUACCAGCCCCAGCUCCUCCAAACCUCCAGUCUGGAGUUCAGGAAGACAGCCCCCUGGGAGAUUCAACUGGGUGUAAAUCCCAGGAAGCAUGCAGAGAAAACUCAGCAAUCCCCUGGGACUUUGAGCCCCCACCCUUGGACCUCAACCUCAGGUUCUCUACAAAUAGGCCUGUAUGUUCCCCUUUAGGAACUGAGACUCUAUUAAAGGGCAUGCAGAGUCAAAAAAAUGUUUGGAUCUCUGCAAACUCAGUUUCACCUCCCAGUCUUCUCUCAGUCCCCACACUGGACUCCCUAGAAAAGAUCCCCAAGAAUCUGUUUGAGUCCAAAGCUUUACAGAAGACCGAGGGGCAGAGAGAGAACCUCUGGACCUUGGAGUCCUCAGCACCUAGCCACAACCUACCUCUAGCUCCUGUCCUGGAACCCCCCAGAAUCAACCCCAUGGGAGGUCUCCCUAAAUCAGAUACUGCAUGGAAGGGCUAUGAACAUUUUAGGAAUUCCUGGGCUUGUCAGCUUCCAACUCUGGCUUUCAGUUCACCCCCAGUUCUUGUACUGGAGUCCCCCUCAAUUAGACCAAUGGGGAUUCAGUUUGAUUCUGAUAGAUGUGGAGUUACACAUAGAAAAAAUUCUUGUGCCUCUGAGCCUCUUGCUUCUAAUUUACCCCAACAUCCAUAUGCCACGCCCUUGGGACUAUCAGAUUUUGAGCCUGUUUCAGGAGACACGGAGCAGAAAGAAAUCUGUUAUGUACGUAUGUCCCAAUUGUGCGGCCUCAGUCCAACCUAUAACACUAUGUCAAAGUUUCACAGAAGUGAGUCUACUGGAGAUAAACCCAACCAUAAGCUUGAGGGGCCAGCAGUGGAACAGGAGAACUGGGUUCCAGUCCCCAACUCAUUUUCUGCUACUUCAUCAAAUGCAGGUGACAAUGACCUUGGGUUUAUGGGGAAGAAUGCACGAUUCAAAGAAUUUCCCCUGAGUCCCAGUCCUCCGACAGUCAAUUCCCUGCAGUCUCCCUGGUCUCCCAUUCCUGAGGUUCUAAGAAUUGAACCUGACCAGAGUGACCCACCCAAGAGAGGACUACCCCCAGGAGCUAAGAUGGAGGCUUUACCCUCCCAGGGAGAUGGUCCACAGGUGCCCAAACUGCUUAGGAUCCAAGCUUGGCAUUGGAGUAGACAGAUGGAACUAAGGCUGCAGAAACUGCAUCAAAGACCUAUGUCUAGAUUCCCUGACUCGAGUCGACUUGUCAGCCCCCCUGCCCUGGGCUCAACGCUAGGAACCUGUGGACUUCCUUCCUGGUCCCCACAGCAGACUCAUCCCCUCAUCCUACACCCCCACUCUCCAAGUUACCAAUCCUUGCAAAGUCAGAGCACAGGAACUCAGCCUGUCCAGGUUUCUCCAUGUCUUCACUCUCUCAUCUCUCCUCAAGCUCACGUGGAAGGGCAUGGAAGAGCAGAAAAGGAACUUCAGACAGGGGAAAAAACGAGAGGAAAGGCAACAGCUGAGGUGUCACCUCAGGGGCCAGUUCACAAGAAGGCUGGAAAGAACUGCCAGGGCUUGGGAAAGCUCUCAAACCUUGAGGUGCCAACAUCAAGCAAGAGAAAAGACAAAGCUUCAGUACAAUCUCUAGCCCAAGAGAGAGAGAACCCCAAGAAAACCAUAGCAAGAGAUCACAGGGGAGGAGAUGCAGGAUUAGGGUCACCCAGAAUUACAGGGAAGAGGCACACAACCCAGACCUCUGUCUGCAGACCUUCCCCAAGAUAUUCACACAGACACCAGUGCUGUCAAUACACUGCUUUCCUCCAGCAGCUUCACUCCAAGGCUACAGGUCCCCAAGAUCAGCGAGGGGCAAAGACGGAAGCUGGUGACAUUCUGACCCCUUGGCAUUGUAAGUUCUGCCCUCAGGCCCACAUGGAGAAGCAGGUGGUCUCCACACAUCAGACUGCCUUUAGCAGGGGUCUUCAAAGGGUGUUAGCCAAGUUUGUGGUCCUUCAGAUUGUGAAAUCUACAACCCUUAUUCAACAUAAAACCAAGACAGCCCAGUACUUUCAGGGAUCAUUUCUACAGUUCAUUACUAGAAGUUUCUCUAAUCUUGUAGCGCACCCGAAACCACAAGGAGGAGCCAGAGCAUCCUCUCCUGAGGAUGAAGACUGUUCUAGGUCUGUUGCAGCUGCCUUUUACCACUGA
This is a messenger RNA of Sorex fumeus (smoky shrew), 3606 nucleotides long. RefSeq names its product SPATA31 subfamily G member 1 (gene SPATA31G1). The transcript is spliced from 3 exons. The record is from RefSeq and is a predicted model, not a curated record. NCBI's taxonomy places the organism in Eukaryota, Metazoa, Chordata, Mammalia, Eulipotyphla, Soricidae. The coding region runs from base 1 to 3606 and encodes 1201 amino acids.